Somion occarium is the source of this 612-nucleotide messenger RNA. Lineage: Eukaryota; Fungi; Basidiomycota; Agaricomycetes; Polyporales; Cerrenaceae. The record is from the annotation of a GenBank genome assembly.
AUGUAUGAUGCUCAAAUGGAUUCAGGACGUAAUCAACUUCAGAAACGGACUUUUAAGUACUGCACGAAGACUGUGUCUUGGGAGGUAAACCAGGAACAAUGUCCUGCUCCGUUCUCAGGUGUAAUGUAUCUUCCAUUGCAUCGCCAUCAAGCACACGGCGCCACGAAGGUUGAAUUUCGACAUGGGGAAGAUCUGAAUUUCAGAGUCUACCAGUUCUAUAACGAGAAUGUGGACCCAAAAACCUAUGGCGGAGCAAACUAUAUCCCAGACGAUGAUCUAGUACCAGGAAGGCAUGAAUACUUGGGUCUCCCGCAUCGUUGAUUUCCAAUUUCAUGAGACUUUCAUCGAGUGGCGGGCUGUCUCGCUAGACGAGAAGUGAGUCGGCACAGGAACUUGGAAGAUGGACGUGUAUUUCGACGGGACAGUCGAAGGCUGGGUCUCUAAACGUCGUGGUGAUCACAGACGCUAUUUGCACAUCCAUGAAUACACCGGGCUGUAGAUAGCGAUUCGCUGCGUUCGUCCCCAGAAAUCGUAUUCGAUCGUGAUCCUGUAGAAAACCCAUAAUGAUAAAAUACAUCCAAAAAAACAACAGUGAAUAUAGUACAGGAAACG